UUUUGAUUCCUUUACUUUGACAAUUGACAUGUGAUUUAUGACAUGACAUUGAUAUUAAUCCUUACUAUUGAAUUAUUAAAAAAGCGAUGUACGCAUUUACUGAUAUAUCUGACUCAAAUAUAUGUACUCAUUUACGAAAUAUUUAUUCGAUUUUGAAAUUAUAGCCGCAUAUGUAUUCUGACAGAUUUUAUCGAGCAUAUCAAAAUUGUACAGAUUAUAUUAUACAUCAAAAUAAUGCAUAACAAUAAUGUCAGUUUGCAAUCAAAUGAUUGUAAUAAAUAUACUUUAGUCAAUCACUCGUUAAAUAUUAUAGCCCAUAAAGUAAGUCCUUGCAUCGUUUAUUAAGUUUGAAUCGUAAAAGCAAGUUUUAUAGGCCUUAUCUCGCAGUCAUUACCAUAAAUAUUAAUUAGAAAAUCUAUUCCAAAUUCCAUUUGGUUUUUAUUCAGAUUGAGCUUGUAUAUAAGCAAUUACAAGCUUGUUCUUGUCGGAUAGAAGAUUUUUCAGGUCACCGAUACUUGACAUCAUGUUAUUCCUAAAUCACAAAGGAAAAAAGUAUUCUUUUAUCUUAUUAUUGGUAAUACUGCAAAAUUCAUACGCUGAUGAUGUCAAAAGUCAAGAAAUCAGGCAAGAACUUCAGAGCGCAGACGAAACCAAUCCUAUAGAGGAAGCCAAAAAUUUGCAAGGAGAUCAGGUAUCGUCAGGGAUCAAUAACCAAAAUACAGAGGAUGUUGUUCCAAUUCAAACGAGCAGAGCACUUGAUCAAUCUACUCAAGAGGAAGAAUCCAACCCUCUGGAGGAUGGCUUUAUCGUUUUGCCUUUGAAAUCAAAGCAUCUCUUAACAGAAGGUGUAAUCAUAUCUCCUAAUGACAUAAGGCCAACGUCAAGAGCACUAAACCACCAGCGUCCAGUAGGAAGUCGCACAGAAAUCAUACUUCCUUCGUUGAAAGAAUUAGACGAGAUGAAAGCAGCUGCUAGACAAAAGCGCGCGAAAAAGCGGGCAGAAAGGCAGAAGAGAAAGAAGGGAAGAAGGAACUACGAAUAUGAUCUCAGUCGAUACGAAUAUCGUGAAGUGCGGCCAUCAUCGAUUAAUCACCGGUUUGUGGAAGAUUCAGCUUCGAGAAAUCGACGUGUACCGCCGAUAUUGUCAAGGCGUCGGGUGAAGACAAGAAGAGGUGUUAUGAAAGACAGAACCUUCCGAGACCCAAAGUUGCCUGAGCAGCCGUAUGAAAUACCUGAAUUAUCAAAGCGAAAACAUUUAAGGGAACAAAAGCUAGACGACACAGAGGAGAAUGAUGUAUCACUAGUAUCUGAAUAUCGAGACUUGGGGGAUCAAGAAGAUGACCGCGACGUUGAUUGGCCAAGAUCCAACAUCAGAAGAAAUUUAUGAUGGAAAAUAUGUACCCAUAUGGUUACCUCAAUAGAAAGAAUAACAUUAAAAAUCUAGAUCCAUCUAAUAAAUACUAUUAUUUGUUAAAGUUGCAAUAAAAAGGCUUAUUAAAAAUAAGUUUUUCCUUAACUUUGUUGUUCUACUAUUUUAUUAAUAUUAUAAACACUAUACUUGUAUAGCGCAAAUAAUUUACAAGCUGUGAAAAUUUAGUUGUGAAAAUCCAGAAAGCUCGUAAUUCUGCUAUAAAGGGCAUGAGCGAGAUCGUACUAACUACAAUAAUAUCACUCUGCCUUUUCUUCAGAAAUAUUUGUUCGCUAUAACGUAAGUUUUAUAUCUUAUAAUAUAUAAAUUGAGAAUAAAAGUACUAAUAGACAAAUAUAAAAUUCCCAGGUAUCUUAUAACAACUGUCGGAAUAACGGUUUUCUAAUGUCUUUAAUUGUUUAAUUUUGUUCGCUUUGUCAAAGUUAGAUAAGAUACGCAAUGUAGGUUGCCAGUAAUAAAAACUCCAAUAACCACUA
Messenger RNA from Nasonia vitripennis (jewel wasp), 1905 nucleotides. RefSeq lists its product as uncharacterized. The coding region runs from base 524 to 1387 and encodes 287 amino acids. NCBI's taxonomy places the organism in Eukaryota, Metazoa, Arthropoda, Insecta, Hymenoptera, Pteromalidae. The transcript has 9 exons. The record is from RefSeq and is a predicted model, not a curated record.